UAUAAAAAUACUGGUCAGAACUGUUGUAAUACUAUAGAGAAUGAAGCCAGAAAAACACUUCCAGGUAAAAACUUAAUAUGGAAUUUUGAAAGACCUGAUGAUUCAGUUGACCCUAGAGUUAUUUCUGGAAAACAUAAACUGAAAGCAAAUGUAAAAAUGCUACAUAGUGGUUCAGAGAACUUGUUUCAGAGAACUGAGAAAAAGCCAAAACUCAAAGGAUCCCAAAAGGUAAAAUAUACAGAUUUAAUUUGUCAAGCAGUAAGUAAAGAAAACCAUCAACAAAAGCUUUCUCAAGGUGAACAAAGUUUACAUAAUAUACUGGUGGGAGAAAAUGUGCUUGGAAAUGCUGAUACAUCAACCAACUCGGAUCAUUCACCAGAAACUAUCACUAAAGUAAGGUCAGAAAUGGGUCCUCCAUUGCCUCCUUUGCUAGGUCCUCUGUUGGCAACUCCUCCAAAAAGUGUACACCCUCUUUCACCCAUUUUGUCAUCUUCGAGUUGUUCGUCUCUACCAUCGCCUCCUGAUGACUUGAUUUCGCCUUUGCCGGGCACUCCAUUUCCACGAUUGGUGUCACCUUUGGCUGAUAGGCGCAGACAAAAAUCUCCAGUAUUUGCAACUCCAUCACCUGCCGAGAAAGCAAACAGUAGAAUUUUGUCUUCUCCUUUGCAGUUCUGCGCUGCCACACCAAAACAUGCUCUCCCUGUGCCAGGAAGAUUACCUCUUUCUGCAUCUAGUAGCUCUUCAACCUGUGCUCAAGAAAAUUCUGUAAAAAUAUUGGACACAAUGUACCCAGAAUUAUCUGCACGAGCACGAACAUUAAACAUCUUAAAAGGUCAUGUUCAGCUAAAUCGAGGUUUACCUACAGGUGGCAAAAACGUAUCCGUCAGCCAAAUAACUGGGUUUAAACCUAUUACAUCCACUUCUACAGCAUUUAUAAAAACCGGGGGCAAUUCAAAAGCUGACAAUAGUAAAGACAAAUUAAGCAGUUAUGAGAGUCAACAGCAAGCUAGCAGCAUUGCCUCCCUGUGUAAAAGAACUUCUGAUGCCUUCCUUAUGCCUAGAAGUGCAAAAAGGCUUCGCCUAGACACAGAGUCUCCAGUUAUAGAAACUAUGAAAAACUGUUCCAUAGCACCUACAAAAAAUGAUACAGAAGUGCAACACAAAGCGGCUUGCAACAAUAUUAGUUAUUGUGAGCUGCUCCCAGAUGUUGUAAAAGACAGCAGUGUUGAUGAAGACAUUAUAACGAAGGCUUUAAAAAAAAUUGAAGACUUGUGUUUUGAUCUUCUACCAGUAAUUAGGAGCCAUAUUUUUGUGGGAACCAUUCCCAAAGUUCCUGUAAUGAGAAAUGAGGAAAAAGAAGUAAUCUGUGAAUUCAGCAACUCUAAAAAAAGUUUAGCAGACCGUUUUCUUCAAGUUAUUUUAAAAAAAAUCAAAACUGGCAAGAAAUCAAUGUCAACAACAUAUCUCCAGGCCCUUUGUAGAGUCUAUGUGGGAUUGUGUCGUCAGCUCGGGGAUAUUGAAAGAGCACGUAUUCUCUGUUAUAGCAUACUUAAAGAAGAUUUUCCAGACCCUGAUAGAUUGCUACUAUUUAUUGUGAGUUCAUGGAAUGAUAUCAUUUCUACACACGGCGUUGUCAGUAAAGCAAUACAGGCUGUAUUGAAGAACUUGGCAAAAGAUGAUGUUGGCUCCUGUCUGAGUGCCUACCUUAACUGGGAAAAGACCCCACCCAUGAAUGUAAGUUUACUGCUGUCCAGUGUUUUAAUGGCAGUACAACUUUUCCCUGAUGGGAAGUUUCAGCAGAGUGAGAAGUAUGGAGAAGACUUAACAGAUAGCAUUUGGGAAUAUGUCUUUGCAGUUGAUUUGCUGUGCAGCCACCGUAAAUGGGUUUGGACACAUGAUAAGAUCAUAAGUAAAGAAUUGUGGCCACUACUGGAUAAAUGGGUGAAGCGUAAAAAAGGCAAUCCUAAUGUCUCAUUUGUCCCCGAUAUCAUUGCCGCUACUGUACUCCGUCUAGUAGGGUAUUUGUGUCAUAUGGGUUUAAAAGAAGGCUUUGAUACUGCUGUAAAGAACAUUGGCGCUGUUAUCAUUGCAUUUCUACAACAUGCUAAUGAAGAAGGUAUGUGUUGGGGAGUGCAAUUGGCAUGUGUGUAUAUGCUUUUUGACUUGGCACCAAGCGACCCAGCUGCAAUAUACAAGACACUACAAGAAUGGAAGGCGUCUGCAAAUAAUGACAUCCCACCAGCAGUUGCAAGCUGUAUGCAGGAACUGGAAUCCAUGUGUGGGUCAGCAAGUGACUUGACAUAAUACUAUCUUUUGAGGUGCAAACUGAUCCCGAAUUUAGUCUCUCUGCACAUAUAGAAGGAAGUGCCCUCGUCCAUUUAUUAGUUUGCACUUCUUCUUUUUUUUGUAAAAAUCCAUUAUUUUACCUUUUUUUUUUUUCUAGUCUACAAAGCAGAAACUCAGAAAAGUGUAUGCCUGUACAUAAUAAAUAUGGCUUGUAAAGGUUUUGUACAAUAAAUUUUGUGAAAAAA
Messenger RNA from Nanorana parkeri, 2531 nucleotides. RefSeq names its product interactor of little elongation complex ELL subunit 1 (gene ICE1). The coding region runs from base 157 to 2304 and encodes 715 amino acids. The record is from RefSeq and is a predicted model, not a curated record. NCBI's taxonomy places the organism in Eukaryota, Metazoa, Chordata, Amphibia, Anura, Dicroglossidae. The transcript is spliced from 7 exons.